This is a messenger RNA of Xyrauchen texanus (razorback sucker), 1182 nucleotides long. It is a transcript of the gene zpd, whose product is annotated as zona pellucida glycoprotein d. NCBI's taxonomy places the organism in Eukaryota, Metazoa, Chordata, Actinopteri, Cypriniformes, Catostomidae. Gene Ontology annotation, biological process: neutrophil migration. Bases 1 to 1182 code for a protein of 393 amino acids. Gene Ontology annotation, cellular component: cell surface; apical plasma membrane. The transcript has 9 exons. The record is from RefSeq and is a predicted model, not a curated record.
AUGGAACGCUUUCAGAAUGUGCUUCUGCGUCUUCUAACUUUUCUGUGUGCUGUUGGCACCGUUACUGGUGAAUGUGAUAUUUCACAGUGUAUUGACCCAAGCACCUGCACUGUGUUGCCAAACAGGAGAACAUGUAAAUGUGCAUUUGGUUACUUUGGAGAUCUUUGUGACCAGGUCGCAACAGUUAAUGUAAUGUGUGGGAAAGACUUCAUGUCCAUCCUAGUGGGCGAAGAGUUCUUCAAGUACCACAAAGUGGACGUGGACUCCGUUCAUUUAACAAACACUACCUGUCGUGCACACAAAGAGGAGAUCAAUGGAUCGUCUUUCUUCACAGUGCAAACACCAAUGGUUCAGUACACUGACUGUGGAGGUAAACCUCUUGAGAAAAACAUAACGCAUGUUGCAUACUCCCUAACACUGAUGUCUGACCCAUCUGUCAAUGGGAAAAUUGUGCGAAGUCCAGCUGUUCAGAUAGAGUACAAAUGUGUCUAUCCGUACAUCCGUAGACUCAGCCUGGCAUUUCCUAUCUUCUCUUACUCCAGUGAAGUAAUGUUCAAGGUGGAUGAGGUGGAUGUCAGGGUGGAGAUGAGUUUGUUCAAAGAUCACACAUACACCGAGGCUUUCACCAGUGCACCUACAAUAAAGCUCGGCGAUCAAGUCUAUGUCCAGAUCCAAGUCACGGAGCCAGAAGACUUCUUCCAUCUGAAAGUGAAUGAGUGUUGGGCCACUCAAACACCACAGCCUAAUGACAAAUCAGGCUUUACCCACACACUGCUGGCAAAUGGGUGUGCAAGUGACAAAACGACUUCAUUCGUAAAACAGUUGGCUCAAGAAAGGGGAAAUGGCAAGGGAUCGACUGUCCAAUAUUUUUUUGAUAUGUUUAGUUUUGAAAGCAAGCCCCACGGUUUCUACCUGCACUGUACUGUACAUCUCUGUACUGCAGAGGAUGAAAAUUCUUGUAUUCCUGAGUGUAAAUCUGUAUCCAAAAGGGAGGUGGUUGUAGAUAAGCAGGCACAAAACCUCCUGUCUUACGGACCAAUCAAACGUGAGGUCCCAGACAGGCCCGUGCCAAAUAUCCUGGCAUUGGUGAUUCCAUUGGGAGUGAUUUGGACUCUGGGCAUCUUCCUUCUCAUCCUGAUCAGCAUUGCUAAGGCUGGAAUACGACACAUGCCAAAUAGUUAA